GGGCUUUAUUUUUAUUUAAUUUUUUUUUUUUUUUAAUUUUUAGAAAAUAGAUUUUUUAUUUUUUUUUUUCCUCUUGCCUUCCAAAAAUACCCAUCGCACCUCCGCCACCCCCCUCUCAGCUCCCCCCCCCGCCCAGCCCCGCCACCCCCGCAGCGCAUGAGGCCGGGCCGGGCGCGGGCCCCGCGCUCCCGCCGCCCGUCCCCGCCGCCCCGCGCCCCCCGCCCCGCAGCCCGGCCCCCCGCCCGGAGCAUGGCCCCCGGCAGCGCGACGGAGCCGGAGCGAGGGUGACCGCCCGCGGGGGACACUGUGCCGCUGGCCUCGGGGAGGCUUUUAUUAUUAUUGUUAUUAUUGUUAUUGUUAUUUUUAUUAUUGGGUUUUUAAAUUUUUUAAUUCUUUCGCGGGGCAGCGCUUUUUUUUUUUUUUCCUCCUCCUUCGGCGCGGUGGAAAACACACGUUUUAGACCAAAACCCCAAACCAGCCCAUCCAUCCUCUUUUGCUUUGCGCUUCGCAGCAACUUGGAGCCCGUUAAUUGCACUUGGCGAUGGAUGAGUUCCACCCCUUCAUCGAGGCGCUGCUCCCCCACGUCAGGGCCUUUGCCUACACGUGGUUCAACCUGCAGGCCCGCAAGCGCAAGUACUUCAAGAAGCACGAGAAGAGGAUGACGAAGGAUGAGGAGAGGGCGGUGAAGGACGAGCUGCUGAGCGAGAAGCCGGAGGUGAAGCAGAAAUGGGCCUCGCGCCUCCUGGCCAAGCUGCGCAAGGACAUCCGGCCCGAGUGCCGCGAGGACUUCGUGCUCUCCAUCACGGGCAAGAAGCCCUCGUGCUGCGUCCUCUCCAACCCCGACCAGAAGGGCAAGAUGCGUCGCAUCGACUGCCUGCGCCAGGCCGACAAGGUGUGGCGGCUGGACCUGGUCAUGGUCAUCCUCUUCAAAGGGAUCCCGCUGGAGAGCACCGAUGGCGAGCGCCUGGUCAAGUCUGGCCAGUGCACCAACCCCAUCCUCUGCGUCCAGCCCCACCACAUCAGCGUCUCUGUCAAGGAGCUCGACCUCUACCUGGCGUAUUUCGUCCGUGAGAGAGAUGCAGAGCAGAGCAGCAGCCCCCGGACAGGCAUCGGCUCGGACCAGGAGGACAGCAAACCCAUCACGCUGGAUUCCACAGACUUCCAGGAAAGCUUUGUCACCUCGGGGGUGUUCAGUGUCACCGAGCUCAUCCAGGUGUCCCGAACACCGGUGGUGACGGGCACGGGGCCAAACUUUUCCCUGGGGGAGCUGCAGGGCCACCUGGCCUACGACCUGAACCCCUCCAGCACCGGCAUGAGGAGGACGCUGCCCAGCACCUCCUCCAGCGGGAGCAAACGGCACAAGUCGGGGUCCAUGGAGGAUGACAUUGACACCAGCCCGGGGGGCGAGUACUACACCUCCUCCAACUCCCCCACCAGCAGCAGCCGCAACUGGACAGAAGACAUGGAAGGGGGCAUCUCCCCCACCGUGAAGAAGACAGAGAUGGACAAGUCCCCGUUCAACAGCCCAUCGCCCCAGGACUCCUCGCCUCGGCUGAGCAGCUUCACGCAGCACCACCGUCCCGUCAUCGCCGUGCACAGUGGUAUCGCCCGAAGCCCGCACCCAUCGUCUGCGCUGCAUUUCCCCACCACCUCCAUCCUCCCCCAGACGGCCUCCACCUACUUCCCGCACACGGCCAUCCGGUACCCGCCUCAUCUCAACCCGCAGGACCCGCUCAAAGAUCUCGUCUCGCUGGCCUGCGACCCGUCCAACCAGCAGCCCGGACCGUUAAAUGGAAGUGGUCAAGUGAAAGUGCCCAGCCACUACCUGCCCACGCAGAUGCUGGCGCCGCCACCUCCCCCCGGCAUGCCCCGCUUGGCCGUCUCUCCUGACACCAAAUCCACCACGACAACUUCCGAGGGAGGGACGACCUCGCCGACAUCACCCACCUACUCUGCACCAGGCACGCCCCCUGCGAACCGUACCUUCGUGGGAUUAGGACCAAGGGAUCCUGGGAGUAUCUAUCAGGCACAGUCCUGGUACCUGGGAUAACCGCCGCCGUGCCGCCCCUUCGCCUCCCUUCUCCUCUGCUUUAGGCACCCCCAGAGGAACAUCCCCGUCCCCGAGCACCAGGCCCAGCCUUGCGGUGACGACGGAGAGCGCGGCCUCACGACGACGACGACGACGACGACAAGCAAAACCCACACCCGAAGGAAAGAGCGAGGGAAAGGAAGAAGGAAAAGGGUCAAACUGUUUUAAAAAGGAAACAAACAAACAAACAAAACAACAACCCAUCCCAGGAGGACCUUCCCCCCCCACCCCGGCGAUGCGCCAGAAAACAAAGAAACAGGAAAAAAAAAAAAAAAGAAAAGAAAAAAACACUAUUAUUUACCCCGUCGGCCGGCGCCGCGCUGAGACCUGACACAACUCGUGCCAGCAAUGCCUCCCGGAGCGGCUGCAGGGCCGCGGUGCCGAGCCCCGCCGGCCGCUCGCCGGAUAUGCAAACGGCUUUGACUCUCGUUCUUGCCUCUAUGUGAGUAGAAAAGAUCAAAAAAAAACCCUCCGCCGACCCCCCCCGGCCCCACGCAGACUCUCGGGGGGCCCCGGGGCUGGGGUGGGGUGCGGCGGGGCGGGCUGAGGGGUCCCUCCUGCCACCCGAGCCCCGCGGACCGGCCGCGCCCGCGGUCAGGGCAGGUGAUGCUCCGCGCCGUGACAGCGCCCCGGGGGUGGGUGGCAUCGUGCUGCGGUGGCACGGUGACACGGUGGCACGAACGGGUGUCACAGGAGCAGGGGGCUUUUGGCCGCGGAGGGUGCGCGGGCACGGCCAGAAACGGUUGUGGUGGCGGUGACACCCCGGUCCCCGCGGGGACACAGCGUGGGGACCGUCCCAGCACGGCCCCGACAGGACCCGGGCGGCCACCGUCACUCCGGGGCACCGGUCGCCGUUCCUCUGGUCGCCUUCCUCCCCCCCCCAGCCCGCAGCAGCCCCGGCCCCGUGUGUCCCCACGCGUGUCCCCCGGCGUGUCUCCCGGCGUGUCCCCGUGGGGCCGGGGCGGGGGGGGCCGUGCGUCCGUGUGUUUGAGCUAUGCAUUCCUGUGGACAGGUACCAGGUGGGAGGCAGGAGAGGGUGCGCUCGUGUUGCACAUUUUGUAGGAAAUGCACUUUUAAGAGGGAAUCGUCAAAAAAAAAAAAAAAAGAAAGAAAGAAAGAAAGAAAGAAAAAAGAAGAAAAGAAAAAAAGAAAUCACAAAAAAGGAAGAGGAAGAGGAGGAGGAGGAGGAGGUGGAGCCCCCGGCACUGGCUUGUCGGGACGGCUGGUUUGGGGUUUUUUUGGGCUUUUUUUUUUUUUUUUUUUUUUUUUUUUUUUGGAUACAAAAGGAUGGAGCAAAGGAGCCCGAGCGAGGGCGAGGGCAGAGCCAGACCCCCGGAGCCCCCCGGAGCCCCCGGCCCCGCGUCAAGUGCCUGAACUGCGGCGGGGAGGGGUCCCGGCCACCCCGGAGGAGCCCCCGGCCGGGGGCAGCACGGGAGGAAGCCCCCAGCCGUCCCCGCCCCGCGCGGUGGCACCGUGGCCGGGAAGGGGACACAGGGAUGUGGCAGUGCCUUAGAGCAGAGGGACCCCCGCGACGGCCCAGGCGAGGAGGAGGAAGAGGACGAAGGCACCCGGUGUCCCCAGCGAGAUGGUGGCGGCCGCGGAGGACACCGGUCCCCAAGGGAUCCCCCCCCGCCCAGGGGACACCCCACGGGCGAUGAUGGAGAGAAGCCACCGUGGGAUGUCCAGGAGCUGGGGAUGUCACCGCCGCCGCCCGCCUGGCCCCCUCCCCUGGCACCCAGAGCCGCCCCAAGGACCACCGGCAUCGCAGCCCCCAUCCCAGCGGCCCCCGCUUCCCCCCGCUUCCCACCCCCCCGGGACGGCACAGCGAGGCACCGGGAAAGGGCUGACGCAGGAAAUCCCGGGAGACAGAAAAAUAAUCAAAAAGGACAAGAAAAGGAGAAAACCCACAGGAAAAAAAAAAAAAAAGAAAAGAAAAAAAAAAAAAGACAACAAAAAGCGCUUGGCAGAGAGGGAAACCUGUUUUUUUUAAAAAGAUCUGAGAAGAGAAACACAUAAAAAAAAAAAAACAAACACAAAAAGACACAAAAAAAAAAAAAAAAAGACAAAUAAACUGCAUGGUGCUUUAACAGGAUCUGGUGACCUGGCUCAACCCAGCCGCGGCUGGCUGAUGCUGUGCAUGGCAGACUCUAUUAACCGGCUCUACCUUCCCCUUCAGCAAAAGAGAAAAAAAAAAAAAAAAAGAGGAAAAAAAACUCAAAAAAAAAAUCUGUAUAAAAGAAAAAAAAAGCCGUAAAAAAAAAAAAAACCACACAAGAAAAAAAAAUUCCAUGUUUUCCUAAUUUGCACGAAAUUUUAUACCACAUGAUGUGCCUUGCCUUCGAAGCCUAAGUAUUACUGGACCCGAUAUCAGUGCGAGGGAGUCGCUGCAUGCCCGGGGCUCCCGGGGGGCCGGGGGGGCCCGGGGCGGCUGCCCCCCCCUCGCCUCCUGCAUGGCUUCUUCUCGGCCGGAAAAGUCCCUUUUUCUCUCUAUUAUUCUUCUUUUUUAGCCGAUUUUCCCCCUCAGAAACGUCUUCCAGUUGGUAAUACCGAUGCAUCCUCUGCGCCAACACACCGGAAUAUGCAAUAGCUGCGGGGGGGGCCGGCCGGGGGGGCGGCCACCCCUUUGCUUUGCCUCUCUUUUCUUUGUUUUCCUUCCCUUUUGGGGGGUUUUUAUUUGGUUUUUUUCUGCUUCCAGCAACCAAAGGCAGCGAGGCGGGAGGCGGCAGGGACCCCCGGGCCAGAGCCCCCCCAGAACGCUCGGGGGGGACACCCGGUGUUCGGGCGCGGCAGAACGGACGGGGACGUGGUGGGGUCCGUGCGGGGAGGAGCAGGGAUGGAGACCCCCAUGGCUGGCCCUUACGGGGGGGCCACAGCGUCCCACCCCCCCUUAGGGGACCCCCGCUUUUUAAUUGGUGUUCAAUGGGGCGCAGGGCCAGGAGGGCUGAGCCCGGCUGCUCUCGUGACAGGAAUGGAACCGUGUGAAUGUAGCUGUGCCCCCCCACCCCGGGCUGGUGUCGGGGGGGGUCACAGCCUCCCCCUCACCCCCAUCCCCAUCGGCUUCAUCCCCGGGGGUCCGGCUGGCGCAGCAGGGAAUGGCAGGAGGUGCCCUCUACCCGCUUCUCCCUGCUGUGCCCGCUGCCGAGCAGGGGCCCGACACCCCCAAAAAACCCAGAAUUUGCCUUAAAACCCCAGCGUUCCGCCGGCCGGAGGGACGCCCCCCACAGCCCUCUGAGGCUGACGCGGGUCGUGACACCGGUGGGCGGGUGGCACCGGCAUCGCUGCUGCUCGGGCAUGAAGAAACGUCGUCGUCAACAGCUUCUAAAAUUUUUAAUUUUUUUUUUUUUUUUUUUUGGUGCCCAAAAGUAUUAGUGGGGGAUGGCAGGGGGGGGUCGCGUCCCGCUGGGUUUUGCCCACCGGUGAGGCUGGUGUGGGGGUCCCCCGGGAAGGGGAACAGCCUUGGGAGCCGCUUCUUUAUGCAAGGUGCAGUAUUGAUUUCUGCAAGGACAAUGCAAGGAGGGAGCGGGGGGGGGGGGGCGGCGUCCAGUUGGGGGGGGAAGGAAUGAAAAAUAGAGCUACAAAAAAGAGACAAAAUUAAAAAAAAAAAAAAAAAGAAGAGAGAAAGCUAAAAAAAAAAAAAAAGAGAGAAAAUUUAAAAAAAAAAUAGAAAACCAGAAAACAUAAAAAGGGGGUUUAGGCUGGAAAAGGCUCAGCUCAAAGCAAAAAAUAUAGGAAAAAAAAGAAAGAAAAAGCAUUUUUCAGCGGUGACAGUGACAGCGGAAGGGGGGGGCACCAGGGCAGCCCCCCCGGCAAGCCCUGGGGAGGCGAGGGGCGCUGGCGCCCCUCGGGCCUGGCCCCCACCCCCCCGCCCCGAGGAAGCCCCCAGAGCCCCCGUCCCCGCGGGGACACCACCGGGGCCGUCCCCUGCCCCCCUCUUGCUGCCUCCCCACCCCGGGCCGGCAGCACGUCCGGCCGGGCUGCGGCCGCAGCCCCCCAAAACCCGCCCUCGGCAAGAAAAGCACCUUAAACCAUGUUAAAAAAAGGCAAAAAAGAAUCAACUCGACGCCCCCCAGGCCAUAGGGCGGCAGCGGGGGGGCCGGGCCGGGGGCUUCCCCUUGGGGAGCCGGGGAGCCCCCCGCGCCCCCGGGGUCUUUGCACUGCUCCCCCGACACCCCCCUGGGGCCGCAAUCCCGGCUCUGCCCAAAGGGAAUAUGCAACACCCCCCGGGCCCUCCCCGGGGGGCACCACUCAUUUUUAUUAUUUCUAUUUUUUUAAUCAUUCUCUUUUUUUUUUUUUUUUUUUUUUUAUCCCCCGGCGGCCUCGAUGGCCGCGGUCGGGGUGGGCGCAAAGCCGCGGGGGGGGGGGGGAGGGAACACUCCCCAUCCCUGGGGAUGCUCCGGGGGAGUCCCCCACAGGAUGGGGACACGAGGGGGCUCCGCUCGACAAUCACCGCGGGGGUUUCAUGCACUACAGUCUCUCCUAGAGGGUUUUUAGUCGGGCUCGUCGGCUUAAAAAAAUUAAUUAAAAAUAGUCCUCGUGACCUAUAAAUAAAACAAAUAACCUGUACAUAUAUAUAUAUAUAUAUCUCCACAUAUAUAUAUAUGGGGCUGCAGGGCCGGGGGGGCGCGGGCCCACGGGCCCACACACAGUUAAGGUACUUUAAAUCACAAAGGAAUAUAUAUAUAUAUAUAUAUAUAUAAAAUCCCCUAUAUAUAUAUAUAUGUCUUGUUUGGUGGGGUUUGGGUUCUUUUUUGGAUUUUGGGGGUUUUUUUGUAGUUUUGUUUUGUUUGUUUGGGUUUUUUUUUGUACUCGGAGUUUGGAAUUUGCUGCUUUCUGCCCCCAGCCCGGGGAUCCCAGCGCCGGCUGGGGACCCGCUGGGUGCCCCCGGUGGUGGGUGCCCCGCGAGAUGCCCACGGGUGACCCUCUGGGUCUCCCGUGCGAUGCCCGUGGGUGUCACUCUGGGUGUUCCGGGUGACGCCCACGGGUGCCCCGAUGGGUGCCCGAUGGAUGCUCCAGGUGAUGCCCGUGGAUGCUCCUCUGGAUGCUCCAGGUGAUGCCUGUGCGUGACUCUCUGGGUGCCCCGGGCGGUGCUCGCAGGUGCCCUGCUGGGUACCCAGAGGAAUACCCACGGGGGUCCCUCUGGUGCCCACGAGGAUCCCUCUGUGUGCCCCUGGGUGUCCCUCUGGGUGGUCCAGGUGAUGCCCCUCUGGGUGCCCCUGAAGAUACCCGUGUGUGCCCCGGGUAGAAUCACGGGUGCCCCUCUGGGUGUCCCGGGGAGACCCCCAGGUGCCCCUCUGGGUACCCCCGUCCGUGGGUGCCCCUCUGGGUGCCCCCGUGCCCCGCUGGGUGCCCCGCGCGAUGCCCGCGGGCAGGCGGGAGGGAGAGCCGGGGUGUGGGGGGCAAAACCCACCCCGGGGCAAAGAGCGGCAAAAAGGAGAGAAACCGCCCCAAAAAGGCGCCGAGGCGGCAGCCGGCCGGACCGCGCCUCACCCAAACCAAAAAUCCCGCCGCAGUGCCUCCGCGCCGCCGGCUGCCCCCGCCCGCCUUUUCGGGGGUCCCCGCUCCCCCCGGGGGGGGCAGGGGCUGCCCCUCCCUCCCUCCCCCCCCCGCAGUUAUAUUUUACUCGUUCGCCGGAUUCUCGCUUUGCUUUGCCGCAGCCGAUACACACCGCGAGCGCACCAGGGCCGCGAGCCGGGGCCGGGCCCCCCUGGCUGUGCCCCCCCCGCGGCCCCCGGCCCCGCAUGACCCCCCCCGAGCCCCCGCUCGCCUCCCUGGUGCUUCACGAUAUUUGAUUAUACCAUUGUACGCAGCCAUUACCGAUAGCGCCGCUCCUGCCUACAUACACUUACUGACCCUGAUACGGAUUUUUGGGGGUUUUUUUUGGUUUUCUUUUUCGUUUUGUUUCUUUUGUUUUCUUUUAGUUUUGGGGUUUUUUUUUCGUUGGGUUGUUUUUGGUUUUUUUUUUUUUUUUUUGGUUGUUCCCCCCCCUCCCCUAUGCAAAAAAGAGAAAAAAGAGACAAAAAAGAAGAAAAAAACAAAAAAGAAAAAACUGACACACAAAAAAAAAGAUUAAAAAAACGAAAAGGAAAAAAAAAAGACAAAAAAAAAAUGUAUAAAAAUUAAACAAGCUAUGCUUCAACUCCA
Messenger RNA from Pseudopipra pipra, 8230 nucleotides. RefSeq names its product nuclear factor I C (gene NFIC). Gene Ontology annotation, biological process: regulation of transcription by RNA polymerase II. Gene Ontology annotation, cellular component: nucleus. The transcript is spliced from 11 exons. The coding region runs from base 542 to 2050 and encodes 502 amino acids. Gene Ontology annotation, molecular function: DNA-binding transcription factor activity, RNA polymerase II-specific; RNA polymerase II cis-regulatory region sequence-specific DNA binding. Lineage: Eukaryota; Metazoa; Chordata; Aves; Passeriformes; Pipridae. The record is from RefSeq and is a predicted model, not a curated record.